This is a messenger RNA of Sceloporus undulatus (fence lizard), 2310 nucleotides long. RefSeq names its product programmed cell death 7 (gene PDCD7). Lineage: Eukaryota; Metazoa; Chordata; Lepidosauria; Squamata; Phrynosomatidae. Bases 84 to 1427 code for a protein of 447 amino acids. The record is from RefSeq and is a predicted model, not a curated record. The transcript is spliced from 5 exons.
CGGAACAAAACCGGAAGUGCAGCAGUCUGAGGGGAAGAAAUCGAGGCCUAGGCCUCAGCUGCGAGGCCUUUCCUGCCAGGAGUAUGUCCCAGCAACCGCCGCCGCCCUUUCGCUUCUCGGGGCCGCCUCAGCUGCCCUGCUUCCCGCGGGGACACUUCCAAGGGCCGCCGCCUCCUCCUCCGGUGCCCCCUCAGGCGUUCCCUCCUUCCCCGGCCUUCCCUCCAUUCCCAGGCCUCGGUUCUCCCUCUUAUCCGCCUCCUCGGCCUCCAUUCCCGCCUCAGCUCCCCGGCCCUCCUCCGUGGCAGCAGGAGCGGCGGCCUCCUCCUUUCCAAUGGAGGCCUGAAGCCUCGGCCUCGAGUAGCGGCCCGAGGGGAAGCGGCGACAGCAGCAGCAGCGAGGACGAGGCAUGGCUCCGCCGCUUCGUGGCCCAGCGCCGCGCUUCUCCUCCGAAGCCAGCCCCGCCAGCCCCCCUCCGCUUCGGCCCCAACGAAGCCGGGCUCCUGGCCUCCGAGGCGCUUCGGCUGGUGGCCCGUGUGGCUUCGCUUUGCGGAGCCUGGCGGCGGAGGGACGACGAGGCCGAGGCCGGGGAGGUGGCCGAGGCCGAGGCGGGGAUGGCGGAGCUGCGGAGGACAGUGGCUCCUUUGCGGGAGACUUCUCCUUCUCCUCCUUUAGCGCAGCUCCGUCGUCGGCUGGAGAAGAGCCGCCAGAAGAGGCUGAGGCGCCGGCGGAGGAGGCAGGAAGCCCGGGCGGCCCGGCAAGAAGAGGAGGCCCGCGUGGCCGAGGAGGAGGCCCGCAUCGAGCGAUGGAGGGCCAGGCGGGCCCAGGAGGUCGAGGACCGGCACCGGGAAAAGGAGCUUAAAGCCGCCGCGGACAGCGUCUUAUCCGAAGUCAGGAAGAAGCAAGCGGACACGAAGCGCAUGGCGGAGAUCCUGCGCGGCUUGGAAAAGCUUAGGAAGCUCAGGAAAGAAGCAGCAGGGAGGAAAGGUGUUUGUCCGCCUCCUUCUGCAGAUGAGGCCUUUGAAAACGAGGUCCAGAGCUUAAGGGCCUUAAUCAAAAAGCGCACCGAACUCUAUGAAGCGGAAGAGCGUGCUUUGCGUGUGAUGCUGGAAGGGGAGCAGGAGGAGGAGAGGAAGAGAGACCUGGAGAGGAAGCAAAGGAAGGAAAGGGAGAAGCUCCUGCAGCAGAAGCGGGAGAUGGACUCCAAGCUGUUUGGAGAGCCAGAUGAAUUUCCCCUUGCUCACAUUUUGGAACCCUUUACCCAGUAUUAUUUGCAAGCUGAAUAUUCUGUGCCAGCUCUCAUCCAGAUCAGGCAUGAAUGGGAUCGGUACUUGGUGCCUGCAGAUCACCCAGAAGGACAUUGUAUCGCACCAGGAUGGGUCCUUCCCACUCCACCUUCAAAUGAUAUCUGGGCCACAGCUGUAAGAUGAUGUCUUUGAAGUCCCACUGGAAUGCAAAACAAUAGCAGCUCAUGAGCGAUCAAAUGCAGAAGUGUGGUGCUGAUUGUUAAAAGCGCCAGAGAGACCUGUCUCAGAUCUUCUCAUGUUUUAAUUUCUCAUUCAUCAUAAAUGGUAUGCCACUAGAGGUAUGUUAUUGUCUGUAGUGCAGCUGUGCACUUUAACAAUAAGAUAUCUUUCCUCAGAAGCAUUGAGUUUAUGGCAUGGGAAAUCAGAGAUUUUUAAACAACACCAAAGACUGCAAGUGAGCUCUUUGGAACUAUAUCCAAGUUUUCAAGUUACAGCUGUAGGAUGGGAGAGUUUUUUUUUUGUGGGGAGUAUCAGGGUUGGACACUAUUUAAAAACAAUUAAGUCCUCUGCAGUUACCUUGGCGUUAUGUAUAGUGAAUUAAAUGAGAGACGUAAGUAAUUGUCACCUCCUUCCAAGUUUGGUUUAGUGCUUUUAAAAGACAAAGCAGUAAAUUAGAGUAAAUUUAGAAUUAAUAGCAGUAUUGCCAUUUUGUGGGUGCAAAUUCCACUUAAAUACUUCACAGUAACAUAUGUAAAAUGCUCAGCAAAGUAUUUGAGAAGAGGUAGUAGCUGACGAUAUCUGUGUCAGUUUAAAAGUUCAUAUCCAUUGCCAAAGUUUAGGCUGGUGUUAAAUGAAAAAGCUUUUGUCAAAUGCUCGAGUGUCACUCUUACAUAGCAACAGCUAGACCUGUUUACUUGAAAUACUCGUUACAAAUACCAUUUUCUCCUUUGAAACAAAAGUUUUGUAAUGUCAAAAACAUAUCAGUUGUUCGUGGUUUUAUUUAAUUCUCACGUUCUGCUGUUUAACAUUUUGUAUUUAAAAAUAAAUAAAAGAACAUUUCACAUGG